Molecule: messenger RNA, 423 nt
Organism: Aphanomyces astaci
Lineage: Eukaryota; Oomycota; Saprolegniomycetes; Saprolegniales; Verrucalvaceae
Exons: 2
Coding region: 1-423 (140 amino acids)
Source: RefSeq, a predicted model, not a curated record
AUGUCGAGUCCUGCGACUCCACGUCCGACCAAUGCCAUCGUGUUGUCGUGGGACGAUUUUCUCUGCCCUCUCGACCAGUGCAUUGUUCAGCUGCUCCUCCACGCGAGCACCAUCGGGCCCGUUUUUGUCCUGUGCGAAAGCGGCGCGUUGUUCAUCGAAGGGCUAUGCACGGCCUAUUUGCCUGGCUGCGCGCAGUUAUUCUCGUCCCCCCAGCACCAAUCGCGGAUUCAGCUCAUCUGCGCCGCCACGACCCUCACGCCGGCAUGGCACGGACAAAUCCUUCAGAUAUAUCUGACCCAACAAUUGCCUGUGAGUGCCUCGUAUGGUUUGGUGACUGUGGGGGGCGCCGGGCUACGGGAGGGUUGUUUGGCGUUGGUGAAGUAUGCGCCUGUGGUGUUACCCAAGGUGUUGCGCGUACUGUAG